Marchantia polymorpha subsp. ruderalis is the source of this 2639-nucleotide messenger RNA. The record is from the annotation of a GenBank genome assembly. Lineage: Eukaryota; Viridiplantae; Streptophyta; Marchantiopsida; Marchantiales; Marchantiaceae.
CCAUGUUAUCCAUUUGUAUCGUCCAUGUGCGACUUCGACAAGUCUUCUAUCCUUUUCGAUAUUUUAGUCUCUGCAUUGCUUUAUUGCAGGGGAAUGGGUCUUCAGGCUCGUGGAAGCCAUUUACAUGUGACAACCGUCCGAGCUCCACCGCCGAACACUUGGUGCGUCCCUCCUCCUUCGGUGUCUUUUAACGGCGAUUCUAGAGUAAGGAAUUGUUGCACUUUCUUCCGACGAUUGUUGUCGCCUCGGAGCUUUCGACUACGGAACACGUCGUCUGAUUCUUUGGGAAUGUCGUGCAAUUCGAAGUCAUGCGGGGUGAAUUUUGAGGUGCUCACUCAAAAAGUCGGUAUGGUCAUUCAUCGCGCGAUGAUUUUGAUAUAAUUUUCAGGAAUCCGGAGGGAGAUAUAAUUGCAGACAAAAUAAUUUGUUAGACGUCCUUGUAUUGCUUCGUGGGGUCUUGCCACGGUUUCCAUAAUCCGUUUAGAUCCCUUCAGCUUUCUCUCAUGCAUAAGCACUUGGAUGCAAGUUCGCAAAAUCGUGCACUGGUGGAUUCUCCGGGGAUCAUCAUGUUGAGGGUGCCUUCAUAAGCCUUUUGACUCGAGAAGUAGGUCUGAAGCGAGUUGAAUGCCCUGCUGGCAAAAUUGAUAGAACAUAUCUCUCUCGACCUCGGGCGGGACCUAGAAUUGCCAGGUCAUGGCUGGAGCAUCACACGAGCCUUGCUCGGGCUGAACCUGUGUGCUAGCAGUAGGUGGUUUAUCAGCAGGUGGGGUGCUACGUUUCGAGGGUCUACGGGAAGCGUUCGGAGGCCGGCAAUCGCCACGCUGAACCAAGCGGCAGUGGAACGAUCGAAUGGGCAACAAACGCGAUGCCGGGAAGAAAAGUGUCUUCUUCCCUCGGAUAGACGAUACCUGAGCAUUCGCCUAAUGAUCCACAUCAUUGGCCAAAAGGCUCGAGUCAGGACACAGAGGAGGAGUACCAGACUACAGGACCGUACGGAGUGUGCUGCUGUGUCAGGGCCUGCUUGCUCUUGCUCUUGCUCAGGUGAAGGGGACCUAGCUAGCUGCUGCUACUUGCUGGGGCUACGCUGUGCCGGAGCUCUUGAGAAUGAAGGUGGUUGUCCUGCGAUCCGGAGUAGAUUGGAAGUGGGUUUGGAAUCGCAUAUGCUAGACGUCGUAGGCUAUUAGUUUACCAAACCACACUGCAGAAGGCAAACAGGGAAAAUGCAUGUCAAGAUUUUUUGUGCGGGUGUAAGUCCAAAUGGUCAUCUCCAUGCAAGCACUUUAUCAGAUGAAUGUCACAUUCGGGCCCACUCGCAUCAUCUUCGCUUUUUUGAAGGAUAGACCAGAUAAAAGGACAAUUUGCCAUGGUGAUUUGAGCUGCUGAGACACCAUCGGCCACACGUGACAGCAAUGUUUUCAAAGACCAGUAAACCUCGCCGAGCACUGUUAGUAUCGGAAAACACAAAAGAAACGGUACAGUCGAUCUCGAAGACCACGAGGAACGACUGUAGCUUUUCGAGACCACUCCAUGAAAAGAAGUUUGCGGUUGGCAAAUGCUUCGAUCUGGGAGCACUGCUUGGUAUGCUAAAUUUGGAGUGUUUACUGCGUUCCCAAGAAUCGGUCUGAAAGAUGAAGAUGCGUCUCCCGGUACCUGCACGAAGAACAACAUCCGGCCAAGUCUUUCCUUUACAGCCUCGUGCACUUGAGAAGAACCUCGUUUCUGAUUUCUACAUCGAUCAUCAGAGGUUCGGAACAAGACUUGAGCUACCACCUGCUGCCUUCCAGUGCGGCAAGAACCGUUUUGCAGCAGAUCCCAGACUCGUGGCAAGACCGAAUUUUGCAGACUUUGCCAAACUUGGCACGGGAGAGAGAACAGAGGAUAUAGAUUUUUAGUGUCAAUCAACGUGAGUGUAACUUCAGCGUAAGUGCAUGAUAGGGCCCACAGGGAACCUCCAUCAAACUACAGUGAUUUUGCAUGAAGUGGGUCAAAUUCAGAGAGAAGUGACAGAAGAUCAUCAUUAAUGGGUGCCCUUUUGGUCACACGCGUCCCAGUGCAAGAUAAACUUGCAUCGCUCGGGUACAGCAAUGACCAAAGUCUGAGGCGAGAGGCUGACUGAAAUGAUGCCCUGCAGAUGGACUGCAGCGUAGCCUACGUCUGCAGUCAAGGGUCCUUUGACCACUUCAGGUUUGGUUGGGUGUUAUAAGAGUCAAAGAUGAGAGGAUCCCAGCUCUGGUGUUUCACUCCUCCAUUACUGAUGGGGUAAAUCUCUCUGGAUGUAGCAAAAGCUUUGCCAUGAACUGACAUGCGAAGAGACAUACAUCACAAUGCGAAGGCGGAGUUACCUGUGCAUCUUAAUAGAGUAUCAAAUGCAGAAGACACAUGUAGCCAACUUCAGAUAGACGCAAGCUUCUUAACAGUGUGACUCUCACAUUUAAGGGAAUGUGCAGGAGGUGAUGAUGUAAAUUAAGAUUUCACAAUGAAACACAGUGCAGAAAUGAAAGGUUAAGGAAUCGAACACUACAAGUAAAAGAGCAGAAUGGAUUCGGACUGUAUGAGGUUUAUCAUGAAUCCUCUUAUUGUCCAGUUAUCAAGACCGUAGCUUCUCACCAAACCUCCUCUAGACAAGAGCUUCGUACCCG